This is a messenger RNA of Myotis brandtii (Brandt's bat), 725 nucleotides long. RefSeq names its product protein NipSnap homolog 1. The transcript is spliced from 2 exons. The coding region runs from base 1 to 450 and encodes 149 amino acids. NCBI's taxonomy places the organism in Eukaryota, Metazoa, Chordata, Mammalia, Chiroptera, Vespertilionidae. The record is from RefSeq and is a predicted model, not a curated record. Gene Ontology annotation, cellular component: mitochondrion.
AUGGACUGCAUGAACAAGCUCAAAAACAACAAGGAGUACCUGGAGUUCCGGAAGGAGCGGAGCCAGAUGCUGCUGUCCAGGAGGAACCAGAUGCUUCUCGAGUUCAGCUUCUGGAACGAGCCGCAGCCCCGAGCAGGUCCCAACAUCUACGAGCUGAGGACAUACAAGCUCAAGCCAGGAACCAUGAUCGAGUGGGGCAACAACUGGGCUCGGGCCAUCAAGUACGGACAAGAGAACCAGGAGGCGGUGGGCGGCUUCUUCUCACAGAUAGGAGAGCUCUACGUGGUGCACCAUCUCUGGGCCUACAAAGACCUGCAGUCUCCGGAAGAGACUAGAAAUGCUGCUUGGAGGAAGAGGGGUUGGGACGAAAAUGUCUACUACACAGUGCCCCUGGUGCGACACAUGGAGUCUCGGAUCAUGAUCCCUUCGAAAAUCUCGCCUCUCCAGUGAUGCUGCUGCUGCCGCCACCUCACUGCCCUUCUCCCUCGGGGCAGCCAUGGACAGGGGCUCCCAGUCCAGCUGUCUUGGUUUUCUCUCUGAUCUGGAAGGACUCUGGGGGCUAAUGCUCAGUUCAGACAACGGGGAGCUGAGGAUGACAGAGUUCUGAGGACUUUGCAGCUCUGCCUGCCCUGCCCAUCCCUGCCCCUGUGCUGGAAGCAGUUUUUAAUUUCUUUGAAUGAAGAAUAGCAACCUUUUAUGUCUUCUCACAUUCCUCCCCCCCACCC